Molecule: messenger RNA, 930 nt
Organism: Aspergillus japonicus CBS 114.51
Lineage: Eukaryota; Fungi; Ascomycota; Eurotiomycetes; Eurotiales; Aspergillaceae
Product: nucleoside deaminase
Exons: 5
Coding region: 196-762 (188 amino acids)
Biological process (GO): tRNA wobble adenosine to inosine editing
Cellular component (GO): nucleus; cytoplasm
Molecular function (GO): tRNA-specific adenosine-34 deaminase activity; zinc ion binding
Source: RefSeq, a predicted model, not a curated record
CUUACAUAAGAAUCAAUUGAGACAAGAAGAAAUUUACUAAUCUCAUCACCGUUGCGAUCUCUGCAGUUCCAUGCAAGUCAAACCAGCAAAUUGAUACGGCCGUAGUUUCUAGGUGCUAAAAAUUUCCUCUCCUUGGGUUCUCCUCCAGUACAAUUCCUGUCAACUGCCUCACGAUCAUUCAACCCGGAAAUCAUCAUGGCAGUGCCUGAUCGCAUGGACUCACGUCAUGCGUACUUUAUGAAGCAGGCAUUAAUAAUGGGUGAAAAGGCACUUGAGACAGGCGAGACGCCGGUAGGAUGCGUCCUGGUUUACAAAAACGAGAUCGUCGGUUCAGGGAUGAAUGACACCAAUAAAUCCAUGAAUGGCACAAGACAUGCUGAAUUCAUCGCCAUCGAGCAAAUGCUUGAAAACCACCCUAGAUCGCUUCUUCGUUCGACAGACCUAUAUGUGACUGUUGAGCCGUGUGUUAUGUGUGCUUCUGCUUUGAGGCAAUAUCAGAUACGUACCGUUUAUUUCGGCUGCGGGAACGACAGAUUCGGAGGGACCGGCAGCAUCCUCUCGCUGCAUUCCGACCUCUCGAUAGACCCACCAUAUGUGGUACAUGGGGGGCUAUUUCGAGAAGAAGCUAUAAUGCUACUUCGGCGCUUCUACAUACAAGAGAAUGAAAAUGCUCCCAAGCCUCGGCCUAAGAAACACCGUGAGCUCAAGACGAGCUUUGAAACUAGCAUACCGGGCAGUCAAGCUUCGAGCCCAACUAUCUGAAGUAUGGAAUACCAACUCAUAAAAUGCCUUCGUAUCCUGCAGCCAAUUGUCUGGAUUUACCCAAUAUAAAGGCAAGCUGUUGAAGAGGGUUUCACAUUGCGCUAGAAUAUAAAUACGUAUACAACUGGUUUCGCGGAAACAGAAGAAACAAGGGCAUAUCUAAUGUUU